UUUUUGGUUUAUUAAUUUGAUUGCUUAUUCAUUGAAAUUGAGGUCAAUUAGUUUUUUAUCAAAUGACAUCAUUAAUUGGAAAACCUGAAAUUGAAAAUCUAUUCGACUCUUUGUAUCAGUAUCAUUUUAUUGUAAAUACAAUCACAAUUUUGCUUUUUGUUUCUGUUAUUAUGGACAACCUUACAUCAAUUGGUUAUUACGCUGUUUAAACUACUUGAUCAAUGAUAAUGAUGAUCAUCAUCUUCUUCCCUUCUUUCUUUUCCCUCUCUCUCUUGCCUUGAGAGUUGUCCUCCUGAAAAUAGUGAUCUCCAUCUUGUUAAUGUGCAUGUUAAUUAUUUAACGGAAAAAGAUUAACUCACAAUAUGGCCGCUGAUGUUUUUCAUCCAUUUAUUGCUAUUAAUUCUAUAAUUGUUUACUUCUUUCUAUUUUCCUUUCUUCCUCGCCUUUUCUCUUCUUCUAAUCAGUUUCAAUUGCUAAUGUCAUGUCUUUGUUAAUUUCAUGUUGCUGUAAUCAUUUUUCUCUUCUCUUUACUUUCACUUGAUUUAAUUCAAUUUAACAUUUCACUCUUUCAUUGAUCAUCUAAUUAUUGAUUGUCUUUUUUAAUCAGACGCCAGUAAGCUUGCCUGAUAAUCAUUUCAAUUAAACACAAUCAAUAAUCAUUAGUUUCACCAAAAUUCACCAACAUUUCCUAUUACAACAAUACGCAAAAAUAUUUGACCAUCACUUUCAAUAAACCUGUUUAGCUGUUUUUGAUUGUUAUCAUUUAAAUUGUAACAAUUUGCUUGCACAACGAUAAUGGUAACUUUAAUCAUCCGAAAGCUUAAGGCCUAGCCUUGAAUUGCUGGCUUUGCUUUAUUAAUUAACUUUAUUUCCAAUAAAAAUCAAGUGAAAAUGAGAAGGGAACAAAUAAAGCAAAUCUCUCUAUGAAGAUCAAUGGAUAAGCUAAAAUCACCAAUUUUUGUCGUUUACCCCCAACAAUAAUCAAAAUAAACAGUGUUGAUAGAGAUUCAUCUCGUUUCCGUCAUAAAUUUCAACCAAAUUUUAUGAUUAUCAUUACAUAUUAUGUAUUAAGGAAGUAUUAUUAUUGAGAUUAUCUUAUUAUUUACCAUCUUAACGACUACUGGUUAAAACUGUAAAUCCGCAAAACAAAAAGUACUAAACUAGAAGCACUAAUAAACAUUUUAUAAUCUAGUCGUUUAAUAUUAAUAGUUACCCUUAAUUGAAACCAUUUCAGUCUUUCCAUGUUUCCGUUGAAAGCUGACAGUGAAAAAAAUAAAACAAAGAACCCAAAGAAUUGCAUGUGUGUAACAAAAAUACCAAUGAUUUCCUUGUAAAUAGCGGUUAGAAACAGAAGAGAAAACAAUUGAGUUUAAAAUAUAAACCAGAAAAUCUGGUUACCUUUGCUUUCACUAAAAAAUAAGCCUAGACUUUCAGGCUAAUAAGUGAUUCAAGUGAAGACCUUUUUUUGAACUGUGAUACAUCUUCUUUGUCUUUUCUAAAUUCUACAUUGAUUUCAAACGACUGACACUUUUUGAAACCAACAGCUUUACCCAAUACUUUCAACACUAAUAACCCAAAAGUAAAUAACUAAAAGUCUAAACCCAUAAUUUUCAACUCUUAAACCUAAAUCUAUAAAACCAAAGUAAAAAUUGUAAAGUGUUUUAACCAGAUAUUGACCCAGGUAAUCAUCAUCGUUUGUUGUCAAGUGACUUUUUUUGUUAACCCAUCUAUUACCAAACCUAUCAAAAUUUGUGCUGCCUGACUAUUGUUUGAUUGCCUGUCUGAAAAUGGUAAUCAAAGAUGAAACUAAUAGUUCACUUUCAUGGAGACGUUUACAUCUUUCCCGAGCCAAGUUGAAAGCUUCAUCGCGAACUUCAGCCCUUCUCUCUGGAUUUGCCAUGGUGGCCAUGGUUGAAGUUUCUCUAAAUUGUGAUUCUCCUAAUCCAGUUCCUGCGCCAUUAUUAAUAUCUUUUGUCCUCUGUACCACGCUACUCGUUAGUGUUCAUAUGUUAGCUUUAAUGAUAUCAACAUGCAUUUUACCCAACAUUGAAUCUGAUUGUGAAUUAGGUGAUCAAACAACAUAUACACCAGCCAUUCAAUCAAGGACUCUAAUUGAUUCACCUCAUGAUGCCUUGUCCCAUUAUAUUGAAAUUGCUUGGCUUUUCUCCACUGUUCUUGGUGUCUUCUUGUUCCUUAUAGAGAUUGCCUUUCUUUGUUGGGUCAAAUUUUGGGACAUUGGGGUUAGUCAAGGAGGAACCGGAAAAAAGGCUGCAACUGCCGCAACUCUUUUACUAAUUCCGGUUUUCAUCAUCUUCAUUGGCUUUGCUAUUCACUUUUACAGAAAAUUGGUUAGCUACAAGUAUGAAAGAUCGGCCAAAAAUUUGGAAGAAUUGGUUACUAUGGUUAGUAAUUUACAACGAGAUCCAGUUUGACCUUUUGUUAACCAUUUCAAAAGAAUCCAGUUUCAAUGGAAACCAAUUGUUUUUCCAAAAGUAAUUUCUUUCUCAUGGAUAGCUGAUUUAAAUUGAAUAUCAAAUGAUCAAUUAACUGUUUAAUGAUUAAUUAUUCAUCAACAAUCCAUCAGAUUGCCACUGCUUUUUCCUGUUGGCUUCAACAUUCUCAUUCCAGACCAAACUGAUCAACUCUAAUCAACCAGAUUAAUCGUGAAAGAUUAUAUUUUUUAAGGACAAUUUAGCAUCUUCUUCUAGUUGUACAAUCUGGUUUAUUGUUCAAAGACUGUUAUGAUUGAUUUAAUCAAUCAAUGAUGUACAAAACUUGCAUGUAUUUACAAUUAAUAGUCAAUUGGAAAAAGAUUGUUUUCUAGUCAUCAGCAAAAAUCUUCAUCAUCAUUAAGUUAAUGAUAAAGUUGAAUGAAACAAAUGUGUUUAAAUCAAACAAUACAACAAAAACGUUAACAAUUAAUUCCUCAUAAUUUUAAUUAGCAGCUACAAUAAUGCUAAUAGUAAUAAAAUAACAAGCCACUAUUAGGCUGUUGCUAUUAUCAAAUCAAUGUUUACCAUCUUGACUAGAUGAGAUCAAUGAUAAAUUGUAUUAUGGUUAUUAUAACUGUUGAUAAUAAAUUGUAUGCAACUUA
Tetranychus urticae (two-spotted spider mite) is the source of this 3094-nucleotide messenger RNA. Its product is annotated as calcium release-activated calcium channel protein 1-like. NCBI's taxonomy places the organism in Eukaryota, Metazoa, Arthropoda, Arachnida, Trombidiformes, Tetranychidae. The record is from RefSeq and is a predicted model, not a curated record. Gene Ontology annotation, molecular function: store-operated calcium channel activity. Gene Ontology annotation, cellular component: membrane. Gene Ontology annotation, biological process: store-operated calcium entry.